GGCUGAACCCGGGGACCACGCAAAACUCGGGCGUUUGCGCACCUCACCAGUCACGGAGGCUGAGGUGGGAUCCUCCCAAGCUCCCUUAGUAGCCAGCUUCGGCACUUCCGGCAGGAGCCGGAAAUAAUUUUUGUGCUCGGCGGAGGCUCUCUAGGCGUGCGACCCGGCGACUCGAUAGCCGGAAGUCAUCCUUGCGGAGGCUGGGGCCGCCGUCGCUGGUCUAGGCAGCAGUGGGUUCAAGUGGACAGCCGGGAUGGCAGAGCGUGCGGCGCUAGAGGAGCUGGUGAAACUUCAGGGAGAGCGCGUGCGAGGCCUCAAGCAGCAGAAGGCCAGCGCCGAGCUGAUCGAGGAGGAGGUGGGAAAACUCCUGAAACUGAAGGCACAGCUGGGUCCUGAUGAAAGCAAACAGAAGUUUGUGCUCAAAACCCCCAAGGGCACAAGAGACUAUAGUCCCCGGCAGAUGGCUGUUCGUGAGAAGGUGUUUGACGUAAUCAUCCGUUGCUUCAAGCGCCAUGGUGCAGAAGUCAUUGAUACACCUGUAUUUGAACUAAAGGAAACACUGAUGGGAAAGUAUGGGGAAGAUUCCAAGCUUAUCUAUGACCUGAAGGACCAGGGCGGGGAGCUCCUGUCCCUUCGCUAUGACCUCACUGUUCCUUUUGCUCGGUAUUUGGCAAUGAAUAAACUGACCAACAUUAAACGCUACCACAUAGCAAAGGUAUAUCGGCGGGAUAACCCAGCCAUGACCCGCGGCCGAUACCGGGAAUUCUACCAGUGUGAUUUUGACAUUGCUGGGAACUUUGAUCCCAUGAUCCCUGAUGCAGAGUGCCUGAAGAUCAUGUGCGAGAUCCUGAGUUCACUUCAGAUAGGCGACUUCCUGGUCAAGGUAAAUGAUCGACGUAUUCUAGAUGGGAUGUUUGCCAUCUGUGGUGUUUCUGACAGCAAGUUCCGUACCAUCUGCUCCUCAGUAGACAAGCUGGACAAGGUGUCCUGGGAAGAGGUGAAGAAUGAGAUGGUGGGAGAGAAGGGCCUUGCACCCGAGGUGGCUGACCGCAUUGGGGACUAUGUCCAGCAGCAUGGUGGGGUAUCCCUAGUGGAACAGCUGCUCCAGGAUCCUAAACUAUCCCAAAACAAGCAGGCCUUGGAGGGCCUGGGAGACCUGAAACUGCUCUUUGAGUAUCUGACCCUAUUUGGCAUUGAUGACAAAAUCUCCUUUGACCUUAGCCUUGCUCGAGGGCUGGAUUACUACACUGGGGUGAUCUAUGAGGCAGUGCUGCUACAGACCCCAGCCCAGGCAGGGGAAGAGCCCCUGGGUGUGGGCAGUGUGGCUGCUGGAGGGCGCUAUGAUGGGCUAGUGGGCAUGUUCGACCCCAAAGGGCGCAAGGUGCCAUGUGUGGGGCUCAGCAUUGGGGUGGAGCGGAUUUUCUCCAUCGUGGAACAGAGACUAGAGGCUUUGGAGGAGAAAGUACGGACCACGGAGACACAGGUACUUGUGGCAUCUGCACAGAAGAAGCUGCUAGAAGAAAGACUAAAGCUUGUCUCAGAACUGUGGGAUGCUGGGAUCAAGGCUGAGCUGCUGUACAAGAAGAACCCAAAGCUUUUGAACCAGUUGCAGUACUGUGAGGAGGCAGGCAUCCCACUGGUGGCUAUCAUUGGCGAGCAGGAACUCAAGGAUGGGGUCAUCAAGCUCCGUUCAGUGACUAGCAGAGAAGAGGUGAAUGUCCGAAGAGAAGACCUUGUGGAGGAAAUCAAAAGGAGAACAGGCCAGCCCCUCCGCAUCUGCUGAACUGAGCAAUCUAUCAGAGGAAAGGAAGUGGGACUGGUACUAUUUGAGGUUAAGACAAACUGCAUAUGUACUUCAACUGCUUUGCACUUUUCCGUUUCAGCAGGAAGACCUGAAGACUGGUCAGAACAGAGACUUUAAUUUUUAUUAUGGUUAUUUUAUUGAUUAUUACUGGCAAAAAUGGCCAGAUACUACACCUUUUUCAUACAAGGCCCUGGGGGCUUAGUCCAGUCUGUGCUCCUGGGCUACAAGGACCCAGCCUGAGAUGGUCUCAUCUACAGGGCCUCGCACCAGUUGGAGCAGAUGCCUCCCUAUCAAUUGCCAAAGGUCCAAUAAAAUGCCUCAACCUCAA
Messenger RNA from Macaca mulatta (Rhesus monkey), 2132 nucleotides. It is a transcript of the gene HARS1, whose product is annotated as histidyl-tRNA synthetase 1. Gene Ontology annotation, cellular component: cytosol; cytoplasm; mitochondrion. Gene Ontology annotation, biological process: mitochondrial translation; histidyl-tRNA aminoacylation. Lineage: Eukaryota; Metazoa; Chordata; Mammalia; Primates; Cercopithecidae. The record is from RefSeq and is a predicted model, not a curated record. Gene Ontology annotation, molecular function: histidine-tRNA ligase activity; RNA binding; identical protein binding.